UAUACCGACGCAGCAGUCGACGGCUCAGUGAUAAUAUCGCGCGCCACACGUCAACGUGAACCAAUAAUAGACUACGGAUCCGCAGCAGUCGUCGCCGCCGCCGCCACCGCCGCGUACGCCUAUAAUCAGUUCAUCGCCGAUACAGUUUUCACUUUUCCGAACGCAUAAAUAUAAAUAAAUACCGUUUCGUAUAUUAUAUUGUUUUUUGCUCGGCAAACCGAUUUUUUUCGCACUCACGAACCUUCGACGUCGUUUCGUUUUUGUCCGCGACGCCCUUGUACACGUAAUUAUUUGCGAUAGUAAUAUAAUAAGCCAUUUUUUUCCGAUUAUUAAUCUUCGAGCUCGUUUCUUCCGUCGUACAUGACGUGCGAGACUGUGACCAAAUGUGCUGCGUGGUGAUCGGCACCGCUGGCAUGCAGGACGACGAUCACCACAACCUUCUCCACCAUCAGCACCACAACAACAGCAACCGUCAUCACCAACAACACCACCGCAGCAGUAGCACCAGCAGCAGUGGUAGCGGUAGCAUCGGCGGAGGCGCUGUGCACCUGGCCACCUCGACCACCUCAUCCGCCGCAGCUGCGGCCGCAGCGGCCGCCGUGUUUCUGCCCGUCUACGAUUUCAGCCGCCGAUACCAGGCUGCCUUGGAUUCGGUUGCCAUGCAUCAGGUCGUCAGCCCGCUGGACUUAAGGGGCGUCGGUGGUGGUGGCGGCGCCGCAUCCGCCGCCACCGUGAUGGUGCAGGCCGGCUCGAGGCCGGCGUCGGUGUCACCGCCGUGCAGCGUCGGCUCGGCCGAGACGACGGACGUCAACGUGGAUUCAGCCGACGACGAUGACGAUUACGACGCAGCAGCCGUCGCAGCCGGGUGUAACGACAACAACAACGGCGGUGGCCGCCGCAGCAAGACGACGUCGCCGGGCGCACAAGCAGGUGGCGCGUGCAGCGAAGACGGUGACAAGACGUCGGGCACUGGUAACGGAUCGCCCGUCAAGCCACCGUACAGUUACAUAGCGCUGAUUACCAUGGCCAUACUUCAGUCGCCGCACAAGAAGCUCACGCUUAGCGGAAUUUGCGAGUUCAUCAUGUCUCGGUUCCCGUAUUACCGCGACAAGUUCCCGGCCUGGCAGAACUCUAUCAGGCACAACCUGUCACUCAACGACUGCUUCAUCAAGAUUCCUCGGGAACCAGGCAACCCGGGCAAGGGCAACUACUGGACGCUGGACCCGAUGGCCGAGGACAUGUUCGACAACGGCAGCUUCCUUCGCCGGCGCAAGCGGUACAAACGCAUGCAGGCCCCGUCGGACUUUUUCAUCCACCGAGGGGGCGACCACCAUCACCAGCACCAUCCGCACCAUCCCCAUCACCAUCCGCACCACAAUCACUUUGCCGCGGCCGCGGACCCGUACUCGGUGUUGCACCACCACCAUCACUACCCUUACCAUCAUCUCGGGCCACCUCCGCCACAUCUACAGCCGCCGCACCCUUCGCAGUCCCAGGCACAGCCUCUGCAGCAGCAGCAACAGCAGCAAGGCACUCAGUCACAGCAAUCCUCGCCGACGCAGCCUGCGGCCGCCAUGCAGCCGCUGCAGUUGCCGGCCGCUGAGCUGGCGCGCAUAACGUUUGGUCUGAACCUGCUGCACAACGGACAAGUGGCCGCUGCCGCAGCUGCAGCAGCUGCAGCAGCCGCGUACAAACCGCAACAGCCAUCACAGCCACUGGCGUUGCACCAGCACGGCAAUCUGUUACAGCCGUCGUACGCGACCACUGUAGUGGCCGGCGGCGGCCGGUUGGCUGUCAAACAGCCGUCCACCGGGUUCAGCAUCGACUCCAUCAUGGGCAAGAGGCCGUCACCAGCUGGGCCGCCGACCAACUUGUCACCGGCCCGACCCGGUGGCCGUCACCCGCUGCAGUAGCGCGAGCUGGACGAUGACGAUGAAGACGACGGCCACGACCACCGUGAUCACCGAAGUAGCCGUCACCAUGACGCCGCGGUCGUCUCGCCGCAGCCGUCGGCCAGGCAGAAUUUCGAUUCGGCGUUCACACCGCUCCAGCAGACCACGUGGGCCAGGUGAUGAUGUGACCGCCGCCACCACGCGGUCACGUGUCACUCAACGCAUGACAUGGUAAAAAUGAAAUUUUUACUGUUUUGUCAUGCGGAGGACGUGCCGAACGAUUAAAUGUACCAACAAACAGCUUGUUAAAGCAAUAUCGAAGAUUCGUAAAGCCGUAGUGCAGACGAAUCGUACUGAUGCACAGUCGGUGUCAUUUCUCAUCUAGUCCCAAUUUGUCCAACAACCCUAUUACAAUUCAGACGUAUGAUUAUAUACAUUAUACAAUACUUAUGUAAUAAACAUAUACUUAUUUAUAUCUUAUAAAUGCGAUUUAGUAUAAUUAUCGUAAUAGUA
Myzus persicae (green peach aphid) is the source of this 2405-nucleotide messenger RNA. RefSeq names its product forkhead box protein D3-like. NCBI's taxonomy places the organism in Eukaryota, Metazoa, Arthropoda, Insecta, Hemiptera, Aphididae. Gene Ontology annotation, biological process: cell differentiation; anatomical structure morphogenesis; regulation of transcription by RNA polymerase II. Gene Ontology annotation, molecular function: RNA polymerase II cis-regulatory region sequence-specific DNA binding; DNA-binding transcription factor activity, RNA polymerase II-specific. The transcript has 2 exons. The coding region runs from base 384 to 1913 and encodes 509 amino acids. The record is from RefSeq and is a predicted model, not a curated record.